GGGCUUUCCCCAAAGCCUCCCCCUCCUGGCCCUGUGGCUCAGAGGAAGAAUGACCACCAGCUUGAAAAGAUCCCUCCAAAAGCCCAACAUGUGUGAGGUGUCACAUGUCAGAGAGCCUUUCCUGAAGAUGGCCCAUGCCAGAGAACCCUUCCCAACCUGCCAGACCUGGACUCAGCGUGAAUUCCUUCUCCCCAGAGAGGCCAAGAAGUUGACAGGCUUCACCCAGCAAGCCUUCCACAAACUGGUCCAGAAGCAGCCACCAUGCACAGACAUGAAGUCUAUGGUGCACCACCAGGUAAUCUCUCCUUGGAAGGAUGCAGCCCAGCACUCCUGGGGCUUUCACACAUGGCUCGACGUGGGACGUUUGCCUGCCCUCUUCCCCAGCAGGCCAGACAAACCCUAUGACAGCAAUGUCUGGCGCUGUCUGACUCACACCAAUGUCCAGCGCCUCCCUCCGGCACAGACUGCCAUCCCUCCUCCCUCCAGGCUGGGCCGCCACAGCUUCUUGACCUUCAUCAAUGCUACCCCAAUCUUCGUGGACGAGAACAGGAAGAACCAGGUGAUUGCAAGAACAGUGAAAGAACUGAAGGAGGUGAAGAAACUCAAGCUGAGAAGUGAACUAAGGGCCCCUCCACUCGACAUCUAUGGCAAUAUUCUGCCCCCACCAAACUUCAAGAUGUCCCCACACAUAUCUGAUGGUGGAAGGCGUGAGCCUUGGGGCCUUCAGAUCCUCUCCAACCCACUUCCCAAUAAUUUCACCAGGGGCUGGCCCUGCCCAAAUCCACAGCCUCAUUACCAGGAGAAGGUACUGAAACUGGCUCGGCUGCCCAGUGCGCCCCUGAACGAAGAGCUUCUGAAGGACUACCAAGCCCUGCUUACGGACCGGAUUGCUAUGCCCCUCUCUUACCUGUCCAUGGCACGACCUUCUAAAACAUCAGAGAAAAUGAGUUCUGGAUAUGCGUAAAAGAGCCUCAAGUUGGGAGGAGACCAGAGCGGGCCUCAGGAUUCGCAGCCUUCUUCAUCAAGAAGUCCUCAGGAGGCCAAGGACUCCGGCUUCCACAGAAUAACCUUUUGGGCCAGCCUCCAGCCUCAUGUCAUCUCUGUAUUAGGCUCCUGGAGACAUUACUGAAGCUCUGAAUUGUUCUGUGUUUUCCUUGGAAGACUCAUCAUAGCAUGAGAGAAUUGGAGCAGGGAGAGGAGGUAGGGCAGCUAGAAUAUCGGUAGGCUCCAGCUCUUAAGGAUAGGAUAAGGAGUGGUGAGGGGUGUCAGGAGGUUAGGGUAAGAAAUGUGCGUAAGGAAUUGCAGGCUGGGAAUAUAGCUCAGUGGUAGAGCACUUGCCUAGUAUGAGUAAAGUCCUGAGUUCAAUUCCCAUCACAUAGAAAAAAAUUCUCUACCCUCAGAGCACAUUCACAGUGACAGUGAGAUUGGUUAGGGGACAGAAAAACUCUUAGGCAGAAAAACAAACACACACACACACACACACACACACACACACACUACCACCACCACCUCAUUGACAUCUCCUCCAUAUCAUUUGAUAUCUGGACAAAGACCAAAGACCAGACACAACCGGAUACUUGUACUACUGCUUGUAAGUCCCCCUGCAGAAUUUGAUGGCAGUACUGGAGAGAGGAGCGUCAGGCCUGAGGAAGGCAUCCAUUCCUCAGCAGGGCAAGACCGGAACAAAGUAGAGAUUCCAGGUGAAAGGUAGGAGGCGUAGAUUCCUGUGCUCACAGAGAAGCACUAGGAGAAGCAGAAAUGUUGAACACACAGAUGUCUCCCCAGAGGGAGAGAUGUGCAACCUGUUUUCUGCCCAGAAGGCUGGUCACCAGCCCAGUGACCUCUGCCUGAGACCAGAUCCUCCCUCAGACCCUUAUCAUGAGCUUGUUUUUCUCAGUUAAUCUAUAGGACCCAUCUUUAUGCAAGAUGUCACUUGUACUUUACAAAGUUUUGAAGUGGUUCUGUCUUAAGGUUUGUUGUGCACGCAAGAUUGAG
Meriones unguiculatus (Mongolian gerbil) is the source of this 1995-nucleotide messenger RNA. RefSeq names its product testis expressed 52 (gene Tex52). Lineage: Eukaryota; Metazoa; Chordata; Mammalia; Rodentia; Muridae. The transcript has 3 exons. The record is from RefSeq and is a predicted model, not a curated record. Bases 50 to 964 code for a protein of 304 amino acids.